AUGGUUGCGAUAAAAAAGCAGCGCGAGGAGGAUGUUGCCGAGCCUGUGCUGGCUAACUUGCUGGCCGAGGACCGUACACCCUGGUACAAGAAGCCGAAUCUGAGACGACUCUAUUUUGUUUUGUUUCCGGCGUGUAUGGGUAUCGAGAUCACGUCAGGAUUCGACUCGCAGAUAAUCAACACGGUCCAGAUUGUUUAUACUUGGAACAAGUGCAUGUCUUCCCCAUAUUUCGGUCAAGAAACCGGGAAGAUCGUGGAUGAUCGCCCCGAGUACGUGAUCGAAGCAAACCUCAAGGGCUUUCUGGGUGCUGCAUACUCCCUCGGAGCUAUCCUCUCGCUGCCAUUUGUCCCAUACCUCAAUCAGAAAGUCGGGCGACGAUGGACGAUUAUGUUUGGCUCAUGCGUGAGCUUGGUCGGGGCCCUCAUACAGGGCUUCUCCAACGGCGUGGCCAUGUACAUCGUCGCGCGUAUGCUUCUAGGGUUCGGAAUCCCGUUCUGCAUCGUCGCAGGAUCGUCUAUGCUGGGAGAGCUGGGUUACCCUAAGGAACGACCGAUUCUUACCUCCCUAUUCAACUCCUCGUACUUCAUCGGCCAGGUGAUUGCGGCAGCCGUGGGCCUAGGGACGGUGAAAAUUGAGUCCGAUUGGGCAUGGCGAAUCCCGUCCCUUCUCCAGAUUUCGCCCGCCAUGAUCCAGAUCUCGACGGUGAUGUUCCUACCCGAAAGUCCCCGAUAUCUGAUUAGCAAAGACCGCUAUGACGAAGCCUUUGACAUCCUCACCAAGUAUCACGCGGAGGGUGACCGCGGCUCGGUCAUCGUCAAGGCUGAAAUCGCGCAGAUCGAGCAUACCAUCAAAAUCGAGCUUGAAGAGUCAAAACAAUCCUGGCUGGACAUGUUCCGCACAGCUGGCAUGCGUCGUCGACUGCUCAUCUCCGCUUUUCUUGGCUUAUUCACACAAUGGUCCGGCAACACGCUCACCACGUACUAUCUGAGCGAUCUUUUGAACAUGAUCGGAGUAACAGACAGCGUGGUCAAGUCCAAGAUCAACAUCGGCAUCGCCUGCUGGGGCCUUGUCUCCGGAACUGCGCUGGCGCUGACGGCACCGCGCUUCAAGCGUCGGCCAAUGUACCUGACCUGCGCGAUCUCCUUGCUGUGCGUGUAUAUUGGAUGGACCAUCUCCAUGGAGCGUUUUAUGACUACACAGGCUCAAUCCGCAGCCAUUCUGACUAUCUUCUUUAUCUUCGCCUACACGCCCGCCUAUAACCUGGGCUAUAAUGCUCUGACCUACACGUAUCUGAUUGAGCUGUUCCCUUAUGUUGGCCGCUCACGCGGUCUCUCCUGGUUCCAGUUCUAUGGCCGCGGUGCAGGCUUCUUUGCCACCUACGUGAACCCCAUUGGUCUGACGCGCAUCGCUUGGAAGUGGCUCUUAGUAUAUUGCAGCUGGCUGGGAUUUGAACUGGUGUUUAUAUACUUCUUGUUCCCCGAAACUUCGGGUCGAACUCUUGAGGAACUGUCGUUCAUGUUCGAGGGUAAAGAAAAGGCCAACGAGGUCGCUGCGGCUGUUCAUAAACAGCUCGAUCGGGAUGACGAGAAGGAAAGGGCCACGGCCCAUGUGGAGGUUCAAGAGACCAAGAAUGCUGUUUGA
Penicillium coprophilum is the source of this 1641-nucleotide messenger RNA. RefSeq lists its product as uncharacterized. Bases 1 to 1641 code for a protein of 546 amino acids. Gene Ontology annotation, biological process: carbohydrate transport; transmembrane transport. The transcript is spliced from 7 exons. Gene Ontology annotation, cellular component: membrane. The record is from RefSeq and is a predicted model, not a curated record. Lineage: Eukaryota; Fungi; Ascomycota; Eurotiomycetes; Eurotiales; Aspergillaceae. Gene Ontology annotation, molecular function: carbohydrate:proton symporter activity.